AUGAAGGGCCCCCAGAAGGAGCCCCCCAAGAGAGCCUCCAGGCCUCCGGGCCCCGCCAGCUGCCGCAAAGAAGAUGCCAGCUGCUCCAAAGCCAAGAGCAAGGACAAGGCGCCAGAGGCCCAGAAGAACAGGAGCCUGGACUCCACGGACCAAACCCGCAGGUUGUCCCUGCUGGCCGCGUUGAAAGCCUAUGGCCGACUGAAGCUGUCUAUAGUGGAGAAGCGCCAGGCCCGGCUGCAGCAGCUCUAUGACCCUCUGACCUUGGACAAGGACAUGCUGAAGCCCGAGAAGGAGAACCUGGUUCCCGAGAAGACGUUCUGGGGCGACCAGGAGCCCCUCUCCAAGAUUCCAUUUAAACUGCUGAAGGGACACCAGCAUACGGUGAACUCCUGCCACUUCUGUGUGGAGGACACAAAGAUCCUCAGCGGCUCCUAUGACUGCUCCCUCCUGCUGUGGGACGCCAUGGAAGGCACUGUGAUUCGGGACUUUCAGGCUCAGCACAGAGCUCCUAUCUUUGAGUGCAGCAUCACUGCUGACAACAGGAGAGUGAUUGCAGGAUCCUAUGACAAAAAAGUGAACGCUUGGGACUUUGAAACAGGCCAGCUGCUGUGGGAGAUGAGUCAUGAUACCCUCAUACUCUCGUGUAAGAUUUCUCCUGAUGGUAAAUACGUGGUCUCUUGCCUGGAUGUGGACCGUGGAAUCUGUGUAUCAGAUGCAGAGAGCACUGCCACCUUGUCCCACAUCAAAGAUUAUCAUGAAAAGUCCAUCACGGCCUGUUGCUUUGACCCAGAUAGCCAGAGGGUGGCUUCCGUCUCCUUGGACAGGAACAUCAAGAUCUGGGACGUGUCAUCCCAGGCUGCGGUGCUCACCAUCACCAAGGCACAUACUAAUGCGAUCUCCAACUGCUGUUUCACCUCCAGUGGUCAUUUUCUGUGUACAAGCUCUUGGGAUAAAACCUUAAAGAUAUGGAAUGUCCACACAGGGGAGUUUCGACACUGUGGCGCCUGUGUGACUCUGAUGAAGGGCCACGAAGGUUGUGUGAGCUCCUGUCACUUCUCCAGGGACACCUCUGUUCUUGCAUCUGGAGGGUAUGACAGGGCCGUGGUCAUUUGGGAUGUGGCAGAAGGCUACAAGAAGCUCUCCUUGAAGGGCCACGAUGACUGGGUGACGGAUAUUGCCAUCAGUGCCAACAAGAAAUGGCUCCUGUCUGCCUCCAAGGAUAAGACCAUGAAAUUAUGGAAUAUUGAAGAACUUGACCAAAUCCCUCAGGUUAUUGAGAACAAAAAGGCCUUGGGCUUAAAGAUCGGAAAGUGCAAAGUAUGUGACAGGCCUUUCUCCAACUAUGAAAGUGACAUCUUCUCCGACGCAGUCACCAAGUGUGCCCUCUGCCGGAUGAAUGAAACUAGUCACUAGAGAACUCAUCGAAAUCACUGGACAAAGAGCCCUCGAUAGGGGUCCCAAGAGAGGAGCCCUGCAAGAACAAUGAUGACUAAUGCCCACCAGACCCUGUGAGUGACGAGAAAAAAAGAAAAAGUCAUCCUCAUGUAGUUAUGGGGCUCUGCAGGGACCUUUUGUGAAAGCCCUUCCUUGCCUGGAUGGGCCUGUCAGUGGG
This is a messenger RNA of Erinaceus europaeus (western European hedgehog), 1612 nucleotides long. RefSeq names its product WD repeat domain 88 (gene WDR88). The record is from RefSeq and is a predicted model, not a curated record. Gene Ontology annotation, molecular function: protein binding. The transcript has 11 exons. Lineage: Eukaryota; Metazoa; Chordata; Mammalia; Eulipotyphla; Erinaceidae. The coding region runs from base 1 to 1413 and encodes 470 amino acids.